ACAGCAUAACGCUAAACCCCAUUCGCACUUCCCUCGCCCUUCUGGAAUCCCUUUCCUAUUUGGAACCCAAAACCUCGGCAUAACGCUGCCAUACUCUUUCUGUAAUUGUUCUCUGUGGCGGCCGCCGGCGAAGCUAAAGGUCAGAGCACGGCGAGAGAAGAAAGUGUGCGUGUGAGAUAGAGAGAGGGGGAGUAGCAGGCUAUCCAUGGAGGUAGAGUACCCGGAUGACUUUCGAUGCCCGAUUUCACUGCAAGUGAUGAGUGACCCAGUGAUCCUCGCCUCCGGCCACACCUUCGAUCGCGUCUCCAUCCAGCGUUGGCUUGACUCAGGCCACCGGACUUGUCCGGUGACCAUGCUCCCUCUCCCCCCUCACUCACCUCUCAUUCCUAACCAUGCCCUCCGCUCCCUCAUCGCGAACUUCUCCCCCUUCAACGCCGGCGCCUCCCGCACGUAUUCGAUGUUGCCGGAGAAAGAAUCCCUUAUUUCUUCUCUCACUUACCCCGCAAACCCAGCCACACUCUCGCUUCUCCUUCGCCUCGCCAAAGAUGACCUCUCCUUCCGACACUCUCUCGUCAACUCUGGCGCUCCGUCUGUCCUCCUCCGUCACGCUGCUUCCUCGGAUUCGCACGACAUUCAAGGUCUUUCGCUUCGCAUACUCCUUUACCUAUCCUUGGACGGCGACGAUGCUCGCGUUGGCCUGGUCGCGGAUGGCGCCCUUGAUCCCCUAAUUCAUGUCCUCACUGUCGGAGGCCCCAACGCUGCCCUAGCCGCCACCACCCUCACCAGCCUUGCUAUGGUCGAGGUCAAUAAGUGCACAAUCGGCGCUCAACCAUUCGCUAUACCGAGCCUCUCUGCUCUCAUCCGCAGCGGCAAGGGGAGGGAACGCCGCGAGGCUGCUACUGCGCUCUACGAGCUCAGCAAGUUCCCGGAGAAUCGCCCUCGUGCUGUUCGCUCAGGCGCGGUGCCCUCUUUAGUAAGCUUUGUCAGUGAUGGCUCCGAGAGGGCAGUUGAGGUCCUGGGGUUGCUUGCGAAAUGUAGAGAAGGGCGGGAGGCUAUGAGGAAUGUCAAGGGUUUUGUGAAAGUUUUGGCUGGAGUUUUGCGGGAAGGUAGCGCAAGAGGCAUUGAGCAUGCCCUUUUGGUUCUGAAUUUGAUUUGUUCUGAUAGUGUGCAGAUGAGCCUGGAUGUAAAACAAGAGGGGGUCGAAGACAUAUGCUUCAUGCUGGUUGAAUUGGAUGAAGGGAAGGUUGGGAGGAAUGCUUUGAUGAUGAUUAGAACUUUGGAGAAGGAAGGAAUGAGCGGCCACUGUUGACUCUUGCUUUGGUUUUCUGCUUCAAAGAGAUUUGGCGUCAUAGUAGGCGGAGAUUUAGGAGGUGCAAUUGUGUUGCGCGUCAGGGACUUCAGCUGGGUUGUUAUGCUAUUUUUCUUCAAUUUGGAUGGAUUUAUCUCAUCUCGCAUAUGACCCUAAAAGUUUGAUUUAUUUGAGUUAUCCCUUUUAUACAUAGAACACAAAAGGUUGUUGAAACAACCAAGUGCAUAUUACCACUUCAUAACAAACUUCAUCAAAUCCCACCUCCUGUCAGUUAGAUCAAUUGUACUUCCUUUGUAACAAACCCUCCUAUAUAAGCAUGUAUUGGAACCUGAAAUCAGCAGUGAAUUUUUUCUCACACUCAAGUCUAUCAUUCUACAUCUUGCUGUGUUUCAGUUCACUAUCCUGGCAGUACCCAGCAUAUUGGUAAUGUGAAUUUAUAAUGAUUAAUUGAUGUAAAAUAUAGA
Phalaenopsis equestris is the source of this 1773-nucleotide messenger RNA. Its product is annotated as U-box domain-containing protein 8. Lineage: Eukaryota; Viridiplantae; Streptophyta; Magnoliopsida; Asparagales; Orchidaceae. Gene Ontology annotation, molecular function: ubiquitin-protein transferase activity. Bases 206 to 1309 code for a protein of 367 amino acids. Gene Ontology annotation, cellular component: cytoplasm; nucleus. The record is from RefSeq and is a predicted model, not a curated record. Gene Ontology annotation, biological process: protein ubiquitination. The transcript has 2 exons.